AGAAGCCAACGUUCCAGACGUCGCAGCGCUGUCCCAUUUGGCACAGUGAGCCUGCGAACAGUCCGCUCACAAUAACUGGUCUCAAACUGGAGAAAUGAAGAAGUUCCCGGCCCUGAAAAGUGACAAGCACGCCCGUGGUGUGAAACUGGUGAGGGGAGCAGCGGUGUCCGAUCCGCAGCAGCUCUGAGGGCCGAGACGCUCCUCCUGCAGGACGCGUAAACUCAGCCCGUAGUUUUCUCUUCUUAGGGGAGUUUAAAUUUACGUUAUUUUUUUCAGGAAUCACAGCUUUGAACGGAUAUUUGAUUUUAAUGCAGAAGCUAAACUUAAAAAAAAGCUGUGAGCGUGGCUGUGGACGGCAGCUCAGAGUUUGGAUGUUUGGGUAAACAAUCGGCCCGUGUGCAGACUGCAGCCUGACAGAUCUCCUCGGAUCCCCGGCCACUGGUUGGAGGUGUACUACAGAGCUGCGAGUCCUGUAGACGGUACUUCCCCUUCAGGCUUCCACAGGAUCCUCAUCCGCUUUGUGAGCGCAGGUCCAGAUGUGGCAGCAGUCGUUUGCGCCUUUACGCAUCCUGACUUGGAGCUCACGUUAGCCGGGAAACGAUCCACGCUGAGAGGAGAAAUUAUCAGAAACUUUCUGGUUGUGGUGCUCGUUCUGCCAUCAUGCUGACAGAGUGAACGGUAUCGAGCAGUCAGAACUUGGACAGAACCGUUUUUUUUUUCUUUUUUUUUUUUUGUAUUUUGUGGGAAGAGGCUGGAUGAGAAGAUGAACGUGUUUGUGGUCAGUCUCUUCCUCACUCUGGACCUCGCAGCUGUGGUCCUCAGUCUGUCCACAUGCAGCACGCUGGACGUGGAGCAGUUCAGGAAGAAACGGAUCGAGGCCAUCCGAGGGCAGAUCCUGAGCAAGCUCAAGCUUACCAGCCCCCCGGAGGACUUCCCCGAACCGGAGGCGGUGUCCCGGGACAUAGUCGCCAUUUACAACAGCACUCGGGAUCUGCUACAGGAGAAGGCCAACGAGCGGGCCGCGACGUGCGAGAGGCAGCGGAGCGAGGAGGAGUAUUACGCCAAGGAGGUGCACAAAAUCGACAUGCAGCCUGCAUACCCAGCAGAGAAUGUAAUUUCCCCAACACACUUCAACCCAUACUUCAGACGGCUGACCUUCGAUGUGUCAUCUUUAGAGAAGAAUGCAUCCAAUCUAGUGAAAGCUGAGCUCAGGAUCUUCCGUUUUCAAAACACCCAGGCCCAAGUGUCUGAACAGCGCAUCGAGCUUUAUCAGAUUUUAGGACCCAAAGACAUGACGUCUCCUACGCAGCGAUACAUCGACAGCAAGGUGGUCCGGACCCAGACAGAGGGAGAGUGGUUGUCUUUUGAUGUGACAGAGGCAGUGAGUGAAUGGCUGAACCACAGAGACAGGAAUAGUGGAUUCAAGAUCAGUCUGCACUGCCCAUGCUGUACCUUUGUACAAUCUAAUAACUACAUCAUCCCCAACAAGAGUGAGGAACUGGAGGCGCGGUUUGCAGGUAUUGAUGACAGCUUAAUCAAUGGUGGUGAUCUAAAGGUGUUCAAGAAGCAGCAGAAUAGUGCUUACACUCCACACCUUCUCCUCAUGAUGCUGCCUUCAUACCGACUAGAAUCCCAGACCCUCCACAAGAAUCAUCGAUCCAAGAGAGCCCUGGACUCUGCCUACUGCUCCAGAAAUGUUCAGGACAACUGCUGCUUACGGUCACUGUACAUUGAUUUUAAGAAGGAUUUGGGCUGGAAGUGGAUCCACGAGCCAAAAGGUUAUGAAGCCAACUUCUGUGCAGGUGCCUGUCCAUAUCUGUGGAGCUCAGACACCCAGCACUCCAGGGUGUUAGGCUUGUACAAUGCUAUCAACCCACAAGCAUCUGCAUCCCCCUGCUGUGUCUCCCAAGACCUGGAACCGCUCACCAUUCUCUAUUACAUUGGCAAGACUCCUAAAAUAGAGCAACUCUCAAAUAUGAAAGUCAAGUCCUGCAAAUGCAGUUAGAGGCUCACAAGACAGCUCAAACACACUGACACUGAUAUACUCAACAUUUUAUCCACAGCCGUUCAGACGGGAGCAAUGUACUGGAUCAAGUUACAGAACAAGUUAGUCCCCUCAGUGGAUGUGUCAGGUACCAUAGCAGUCACAACACCAGGAAGAUGAUGUUCAUACCAACUACAACAGCUACAGGAUCACAGUGACAUGCAUGGAGCAAGAACACAUCAAGACUGCAGCUUAUCGUUUCUUCUGAAAGAUCUUUUACUGUUAUAUGUGGUUGAUUAUUAGGUGUCAGUAGCAGCUUUUUGUACAUACACCCCCCUCUGAUCCAGCUCAGUUAUCACAUGGUCUAAAUGAUCAUUUAAGGAAAAUAGAUACACCAAAUAUUCACACCAAACCCAGUUAGCUGUACAGACUGGACUUUUCGUUGUAGCAGAGGGUUUUGCUGCUAUUCUAAAGUAGAAAAAGUUUUAUGCGUGCUCCCGGCAACACUUUGUAAUUCCAGUUAGUCAGUAAAAGAAAAAUAGAAUAAAAUGAAAGCCUGGUUCCAGCUUUACUGUCCUCAUGUCCCCUGAGUUGGACUGUAAGAAGCAGAUCUGGGUUUUCUGAUGACUUUAGUUUGAUAUUGGAGCAACUUUAGCUGGAAAAUCUGAAAAAAUACUCAAGUCUCUUUAGUCAUGAAUACUUUAGCUAAGCUGUGGGAAUGAGUCCCAUGAUUCACCACCAGAAGCCACCAAUCAGGUGUGUGAUCAUGCAUGGCCAUUCAUCAGCUGUUCUUGUUUUGUCCAUUUAUAGUUAGAUGUUGGCGUGGUUACUGGAUGACUAGACUUAGGACUUGUUCUUACACACAGAUACUCCAGAUACCCCAAGACUUUUGACCAUAUUAUGAUGAAAUUGUAAAAACAAAUAAUCCUGAGAAGCAUUAUUAAUAUUAUUAUUGAACAUUAUUUAACUUAUUCUGCACUCAACACAAGUAGGAGGCUUUUUCUAAAAUAACUGCAUUUGAGCUCUCAGUCUCUUUCUUUCUUUCUUGCUCUGAGUUUUAAGUUUAUGUUUUAAAGAGAACCAACAUGCUGACUUUUUACACCUUUAAAUGGAAUCCAGUAGAAAUGAUGUUUUACUUUAUUUUCAUUAUUCAUAUCUCUGAGGUGAGGGGGAUGUUGGCCAGACUCAGGAAAACAGGAAAAGUCUUGGGCUCCAGAGUUUUACUGUGUGGUCUGAAGUCUACAUUUCAUACCAAAGCUUUGGCUCCUCUGAGUAUGUAAAGUUGAUAAAAGUUGUUGGUAAAGCCAAAAUAUUAAAACCAAUAACCAACGAUGAAUGACCACCUCAGUGGUGUUUUUAUGAUAACUUUGCUUCCUUUGUCUUUAUUUCAACCCCUUGCCACUCAGGUGCAGCACUGGUGGACUUUAUGAAGAAAGCAAACAGGAGCUUAUUUAAUGUGUUUAGUGACAUCUUUUAGACCCAUUAUGCUCUGCUGUUAUGUGCUGUUGUGAAAAAUAAAUUAUUUAAGUUUCAAUGGCAAGCUGUAUAUUUGUCUAUUUAUUUGAAUUUUUCCUCUCUGUGAGGGACCAAGCUGGUGAAGCUCAAGGACACAGUUGGUUUUAAAAAGGAACGGGUUUUAUUUACCCCCCAAAAAUACUCACGAAACAAUUUUGGGCCCUUAAAAGAGGUCAAAUUAACAAAACUAAACAAAAGAAUUAAAGCUGCAAGCAGCGAUGAAGGCCCUCGCACCUCUGGCGCCGCUCCGGCCUAUUGCACCGCCCCAUCAGCCGGCAAACUCCCUCCCCCAGCACGCUUGCUCUCUCGCUUGCAGCCGUAUGCUCACUCGUCCCCAGGUUUUCUGCCUUGGAUGGUCAUUGUCUCCCUCUGAGGAUCACCUGGUACAUUAAUGGACAUCAGAAGCAUUCAUGACCAUGUUCUGACCAAUUGUGUGAAAUAAAUCCAAACAAAAGCAUGGUUUUAAUAUCUGCAGAUA
Messenger RNA from Melanotaenia boesemani (Boeseman's rainbowfish), 3977 nucleotides. RefSeq names its product transforming growth factor, beta 2 (gene tgfb2). NCBI's taxonomy places the organism in Eukaryota, Metazoa, Chordata, Actinopteri, Atheriniformes, Melanotaeniidae. Gene Ontology annotation, molecular function: type III transforming growth factor beta receptor binding; growth factor activity; cytokine activity. Gene Ontology annotation, biological process: regulation of cell population proliferation; BMP signaling pathway; transforming growth factor beta receptor signaling pathway. The record is from RefSeq and is a predicted model, not a curated record. The transcript is spliced from 7 exons. Bases 764 to 2005 code for a protein of 413 amino acids. Gene Ontology annotation, cellular component: extracellular region.